Messenger RNA from Cinara cedri, 2873 nucleotides. The record is from the annotation of a GenBank genome assembly. Lineage: Eukaryota; Metazoa; Arthropoda; Insecta; Hemiptera; Aphididae.
AUGAUCAACAAUAAAGUGGAUGUCAUUGCCCUUCAGGAAACACACACAACUGACGAAGCCGAUUUGCAAAAACGAGGAUACAUAGCUGGAUACACAUUAAUUGGAGCCAUCAAUCAUAAGCAAUAUGGUAUAGCAACAUAUGUCAAAAAUGAUAUUGAUACAGCGAAUGUAGUCUACAGAAGCCAUUUGAAUAACAUAGAAAUAUUAGCAACUACAAAAGAUAACGUCACAAUAAUAAAUGUAUAUAAACCACCUAAUGCCAAUUGGGAAAACCCGCCCGUGAAACUAUUCGAUCACCCAGCCGUGUAUAUAGGUGACUUUAACAGCUACAACAGUGAUUGGGGCUAUGAUCAAAAUGACGAUAACGGAGAAGUGCUCCGAGAAUGGAUUGCUCUACACAAUUUGGAACUUAACUAUAACGCUAAGGAUAUGGGAACUUUUAAGUUAGCCAGAUGGCGCAAAGACUACACCCCUGAUCUUAGCAUUACAUCAAGGAAUACCUUAGACGGUCUUACAAUAGCGACAAGACAUAUAUUUGGAGACUUCCCUCAUAGCCAACACCGACCUGUAUUAUUGGAAUAUGGCCUAAAAGUACCAUUAGUUCAUUUUUUACCAAAACCGCGGUGGAAUUUUAGAAAGGCAAAAUGGGUCGAAUAUGCUAAUGAACUAGACCAUGUAAUCCAAUGGAUACCACCAACAGUAAACUGCUACGAAAGAUUCAUUGGUGCAGUCAAAGCAACAGCGUAUAAACAUGUUCCAAGAGGGUUUAGAAAACAAUUCAUCCCGGGCUGGGAUGAAUCAUGCACCGAACUUUUCGAAGAGUUUCAAAAAACAAAGUCCAACAAUGAUACUGAUAAUCUUAUAAAUGCUCUAAACACAAAAAGAAAACAAAGGUGGCAGGAAACCACUGAGAAGAUGGAUUUUAAGUACUCAAGCCACAAGGCGUGGGGUCUUCUCAAGAGAAUGGGGGCUGUUAACCAGGGUAGCAUGAAACAACACACAACCAACCCGAAUCAAGUAGCUACCAGACUAACGGGAAUGAGUAAACUAGCAAUGGACAAGGAACACGCACGAAUAAUUAAAUCAGAAUUAAGACGCCGCAAAAAGGCACUAGAACCUCAUACUUCGCUUGGAGCAGAUUUCUCACUCGAGGAAAUAAAUAAUGCUUUAAGGAAAACUAAAAUAAAUAAAGCUGCCGGAUAUGACGAAAUUUACUCAGAAUUUCUUAAAUUCUCUGGACCAAAAACCCGUGCAUGGUUAACAUGUUUUUAUAGCGAAAUACUUAGAAGUGGUCAGCUGCCAAAACUUUUCAAGAGAGCUAAGGUCAUUGCCUUGCUUAAGCCCGGGAAUGAUGGUCUUGACGCUGCAGAUUUCCGUCCAAUAUCACUUCUGAGUGUUCCAUUCAAGUUACUCGAGAGAAUUAUCUUAGAACGCAUACAGCCCCAUAUCGAAAAACUAAUUCCAGUUGGACAGGCAGGAUUUCGAGAAAAUAGGGGCUGUGAGGAACAGGUACUUGCGCUUACAACCCUAAUUGAAGCGGGAUUUCAAAACAAGUUAAAAUCCAGUGCUGCAUUUGUCGACCUUUCUGCUGCAUAUGACACGGUUUGGAGACACGGACUUAUGUAUAAAUUUAGCAAAGCUAUACCUUGUAAAAAUCUUGUAACUCUCCUUGAAAAUAUGCUAACUAACUGUCGCUACCAGGUUUUUAUGGGCUGCAAAGGAAGUAAAUGGCGCACAGCAAACAAUGGUCUCCCGCAAGGUUCAGUACUUGCACCAACCCUAUUUAACCUUUAUCUGCAUGAUAUACCAAAAACCAAAGGACUUAUGUUCCAAUAUGCUGACGACAUUGCUAUCGUACACCAGAUCAGGGAAUUAAAAGACGGGAGCAACACAUUAAACGACGGUCUUGCUACACUAGGCGAUUAUUUUUAUAAAUGGCGACUAAAACCCAACCCCACGAAAACGGAGGUGUGUGCAUUCCAUUUAAAUAAUAAACAAGCUUAUGAAGAACUAGAGGUGGUUUUCAAUAGUGUACAAGUCCAACACAGUUUCAAACCCAAGUACCUAGGAAUUACUCUCGACCGCUCACUUACCUUUAAAGAACACAUCGAAAAUACAACGAAGAAGCUACAUUCACGCAUCAACAUAAUACAGAAACUUGACGGUACGGGCUGGGGAGCAGAUGGCAGGACUCUAAGAACAGCUACGUUGGCCCUAGUUUACAGUACCGCAGAAUACGGUGCUCAAGUCUGGUGUAACAGUACACAUACGAAAAAAAUAGACACACAACUCAACAUCGAAAUGAGAAUAGUUAGUGGAACAGUGAAAAGGACACCGACACAAGGUUACUAGUCUUAAUUAAUAUUCUGCCACUAACAUUACGCAGCAAGGAGGCACUGCUUAGAACAACAACCAAAGCUGAUAAGAUGAAAAGGUCCCUGUUAUACCAAAUGCUGAGAAAUACACCUAACCUCAGGCUAAAAUCAAGGAAGCCCCCGUAGACCACAGCUAAGGAGUCGGCACUAUCAAACUUUGAGGGUACAAAAGAAUGGCGCGAAAACUGGACAUCAACAGAUGCAGAAAAUAGUGGUCUAGUGUCAGACCCUAAUAAAGGUGUAGAAGGCAUGGAUUUACCACGAGAUGUAUGGUCCGUACUUAAUAGAAUCCGAACUGGUCACGGCCGGUGCGGCUCCAUGAUGUCCAAAUGGGGUCUUAAGGACAGCCCUACGUGUGAUUGCGGUCACGAUAACCAAACAAUUCACCAUAUUGUGGAAGAUUGCCCGAAAAGGAGGUUCAAUCGGGGCAUUGAGGGAAUUCAUGCGGCAAAUAAUGAAGCAUUAGAAUGGAUUCGAGAACUAGACAUUGCCUUAUGA